Messenger RNA from Drosophila persimilis, 7750 nucleotides. RefSeq names its product PAX-interacting protein 1 (gene Ptip). NCBI's taxonomy places the organism in Eukaryota, Metazoa, Arthropoda, Insecta, Diptera, Drosophilidae. The record is from RefSeq and is a predicted model, not a curated record. Gene Ontology annotation, cellular component: MLL3/4 complex. The transcript has 7 exons.
AUGGAGAACUUAAAAAUAAGUGAUAAACUGUUUGAGGAUGUGAUAUAUUUCGUGCUUGGAAACCUGGAUGAAGAGAUUGAAAGAUUCCUGAAAAGUGGUGGCGCCCAGUCGAAACUUUACCUCUCGGACAAGAUCACACAUCUGAUAUGUGCCACCAACUACUCAGAGGAGGAGCUGUCGAUGAACCUGGAGCUAUACAGUGUGAUUCCCGUCACCGAGCAAUGGAUCCUGCACAGUGCAAAACUGGGCCGCAUGGCCUCUACCCGCGCCUUCGAUCCGAGUCCACAUCAGCUGCGUCUGAUGCGCGGCAUCCGAGCGGCCAUCACCAACGUUGUGGCCAGCGAUCGGAGGCGCCUUUACGCGAUGCUCACAUACCACGGUGCCGUUGUCACCCACAGCUUUGGGGCCACCAAUACGCAUCUGGUAUGCGGGGCCGCCAACGGCGGUAUCUACAACAAAGCGCUGGCGCUUCCUAAAAAUGCCAUAAUCAUUGUGACACCAGACUGGGUGACGGACUGCCUCAAGUGCAAGAGCUGCCUGGCAUCGGAGCCGUAUCAUCCCAGGCUGCUGAAGCCUAUUGAAAAACAGCGGGCCCAGAAGCAGCAGCAGCAUCAACAACAAUUGCAGCAGCAACAGUUGCAACAACAACAGCAACUGCAGCAGCAGCAGCAGCAGCAGCAGCAGCAUCAACAACAGUUGCAGCAGCAACAGUUGCAACAACAACAACAGCAGUCUGCCCCACCAUCCACUCUCUCGGACAUCUUGGGCUUCGGCGAGGACAGUGCAGCGGCCAAGAGCAUAGCCAGCAUAAAGUCGCAGCUGCAGGCCUCGGCGGAACAAAUCCAACAGCAGCAUCAGCAGCUACCUGUGCCACCCGCCCAGCAACAGGUGGUGUUUGUUCGUCCCCAGCCGCAGCUUCAAAGCCAGCAACAGCAACAACAAAUGCAACAUCAGCUGCAACAACAACAGCAGCAGCAGCAGCAAGGGGUUUCUCAAGCGCCUCCUCCACCGCACCCGCAACAGCCACAACAAUUGAUAAUACAACAGCAAAAGAUAAUCCCCGCCAAUCUUCAGCAGCAACAACAGAAUCAGCAGCAGAUCAAGAAUAUACUGCAGCAGCAAAGACAAAUCAAGAGCUCGCAGCAACACUCUCAGCAGCAACAACAACAGAUCCAAAUGAUGCAGCAACAGCAGCAGCAGCAUAUUCAGCAAGAGCAACAACAGUCGCCCAGACUCCCCACAACCCCCACUACGGGGCGACAAACACCACGCACGCCGACAACAACGCCGCCCGUGCAAUCGCCCCAACAACACCAGCAACAGAUAGUGCAGCAGCAGCAAGUGGUUCAACAGCAGCAACAAGUGGUUCAACAACAACAACAAGUGGUUCAACAACAGCAAAUUGUUCAACAACAAUCAGUGCCUGUUUCCCCCCAAAUCCUACACCAACACUUGAUGCGACAACAGCAGAUAUUGGGCCAGCAACAAAUGCACUUGCAGCAAAUCGUUCAAAGCGGCCAAGCACUCAGUGCCCAGCAGCAGCAGCAGCAGAGGCAGAUUCAACAGCAACAGCAACAAAUACUGCAGCAACUACAGCAAUUGCAGAUGCAAAUUCAACAGCAGCAGCAGCAACAGCAACAGCAGCAAAAUCUUCAACAGCAGCAACAGUCCCCACGGAUGGUACAAAAUAGGUCGCCCGUAAUGCCACCGAACACGCCCUCUCCUUCGUUGCAACAGCAGCAACAUCAUGCCACCAGCAACAUGCUGCCACCUCAGUCUCCGCGCCAGCUUCAAUCGCCAGCACCGCAAAUGACUCCUCCGCCACCUCCUUCGCCACAGAGUGCCCAGCAGCAACAGCUCCUGCGACAGCAGCAGCAGCAACAGCUCCAACAGAGUCGCCAACAACACAUGAUGGGCUCCCCGCAGCAGCCACAACCGCCAUCAAUGAUGUCUCCGCAGCAACAGCAGCAGCAACAACAACAAAUGCCCUUCCAGCAGCCCGUUCACCAGCAACAACGCAUGCAAUUGCAGCAGCAACAACAAUUGGCCCAACAACAACAACAGCAGCAGCAAAGUCCGCAGCACAUCUCAGCCCCUCAGAGUCCGCAGAUAUCGCAGACACCGCCAAUGCAAAGCAAGCAGCAUCAGCAUCCGGCAGUGGGGGGACAGCCGCAACACCAACAGCAGCAAUCGUUCUCCCAGCAGCCCAUCGAUCCAACAGAUCCCGUUCAGGUGGCCCAAGUGCUUAGUCGCUCUGCGCUGAGCAGCAAUCAGGACUCUUUGAUCAUGCGUCAGCAGCAGUUGAAGCAACAGCAGUUACAGCAGCAGCAACAAAUGGCACCGCAGCCCCAGCCGCAGCCGCCCCAACAACCACAACAACAACCCCAACACACGCCAUCGCCGCGACAAUCGCCCUUGCAGCAUCAACAGUCACAGCCAACGACACCCGCGAUACAGCAACAACAAACAUCUCCAGUAUGUCUUAUAUUUGUAUAAAGGACUACUAAUAAAAAACGAUUCUGCUUUCAGCCAAUGCAACAGCAACAGCAACAACAGUCAAUGGCACCGCAACAACCAGCACCUGGACAGCAGCAAGUCAUCACGCAACGACAUGUAAUCAAUACAUCCACGGCGCAAGGGCAACAAAUCAUACAGAGCCACAUGAUGAAUCUUCAGCAGAAACAGCAGCAAAUGUUACAUGUUCAACAGCAACAACAAAUAACACAGCAGCAACAGCAGCAGCUUCCACCGCAGCAACAACCUCAGCAGCAGCAGCAGCUUCCACCGCAGCCUCAGCCGCAACAGCAACAAGUUCAGUUCACACAACAGCAACAGAUUGCCCUGGGAGCUGGUGGACAGGUACGGAUCAUUCAGCAAACGAUUCAACGACCACAGCAACAGCAGCAAGUUCCCCAACAGCAACAACAGCAGCAGCAGAUCCUUGGACAAUUUCCGCAACAACAGCAGUCACAGACCCAACCGCAGCAGCAGCAACAACAACAACAACCACCACAGCCAAUGCAACCUCAGGGAAAAACUUUCAUUAUCAGCCAUCAGCACUUCAAUCAAUUAAGCGCGCAGCAGCAGCAACAGAUUAUGGCGCAAAAUCAGCAGAAUCAAAAUGUGUUCCUUGUCAAUCAACCUAGUAUCUCGCAGCAGCAACAGCAACAACAACAACAACAGCAGCAGCAGCUCGUUCAGCAGCAGCAAAUGCUGCAACAGCAGCGCAUGCAAAUGCAACCCCAGCCACAACAAAUCGUUGUCAACCAACAAAUUUUAAGCGAUCCGCAGCGCUUACAGUACCUUCAACAACAACAAUUGAUGCAGCAAAAGCAACAACAGCAGCAACAGCAACAGCAACAACAACAACAGCCGCAGCUUGUGGGAGCAACACAACAACAGCAAAUACAUAUUCAGCAACAACAACAACAGCAGCAGGCGCCGCAACAGCAACAACAAAUCCUGCAACAGAAGCUCCCAAUCGAUCCCCAGCAGCAACAGCAGCAGCAGCAGCAAAUCAUGCAACAAGUACUAAUAAAACAACAACAGCUGCCCCAACGAACACCCCCUCCGCAACAACAGCAGCAACAACAGCAAUUGCUGCUGCAACAACAAUCACCCCAACACCAUGCACAAAUGCAGCAAUCAGCGCAUUGGUCUCCGCAGAGCCCUGCCUCGGGCCAGAUGGCACCAACUACACCCGGCACGCCCACCAGCAGUGUUGGAAUGCAGUCACCGCUACCCGGCGGACCGCCAACACCCCAGCAGCACCAACAGCCACCGCAGCAGUUUGCACCGCGUGGACUGCGGCCGCAAACAUCUUGGCCAGGACAGCAACAUCAGCAGCCUCAAGCUCCGCAGCAACAACAGCAACUUGUGUUGCCGCCACCCCAACAACAACAACAGGCACCACAACAACAACAGCAGAUUGUAUUGCAACAGCCGCAACAACAGAAAAUAGUUCUGGAUGAAAAAACGCAUGCACAUUUCAUGUCUCUGGACGCGCACAAACGAGCCGAGUACAUUGCGAAGCUGAAUCAGCAGAACAAGCCCAGGGUAAUGCUGCGCCAGCAAGUGGCCUAUCAGCCACGUCCCGGCACUCCAGGAGUAGUCGCCACGCGACCUUCUGGUCCAGUUCCCCCGGGCCACAUAAUUGUCCAGAGUCAAAUGCCACCGGGACUCACACAGCAGCAACAAAUGCUCUGGCUGCAACAGCAGGGCACACGUCAGGUGGUGGUGCGAGCCGGGGGUACUCCCGGUCUGAGUCCCAUUCCCAUUCAGCAGCAGCAGCAGCCAGGCGUCGGACCUCCGCAACAGCAACAGCCACCGCAACAGCCCUUCAACCCCAACGACCCUAACCAGCAAAUGUUGCUGCAGAGACAACAGCUUCGGGUCCAGCAGAUACCCAUCCAGCAGCAGCAGGCGCCCCCGCAGAUGGGCAAGCAGACGGUUCAACUCAUCACCGGACCGAAUGGGCAGCUGAUUGAGCAGCAAACGAUCGUCCAACAGCAGCAACAGGCUACCACACCAGGCACACCCAAUCCGCAGGGUGGCGUUGGCAGUAGCGUGGUCGCAGGUCCCCCCGGAAGCGGGAACAUUAUGACGCAAACGCUGGUUAUGACAACAGCUCCAGAUGGACAGCUGCAGCAAACGCCACAGCAAAUGAACCUGAAGACAAAGACUGCGUUGGCUAAUAUGCUAAGUAAUCGCCUGGGCAAUAAUGGUGUGCAACCGCAACAGCAGCAACUGAUCCAAAUGGCUGAUGGUCAGACACAGCAGCAGCAAGCUCCCCAGCAACAGCAAAUUGUCCAGCAGGUGGUGGUGACUGGGGCAACACAACAGCAGCAACAGCAAUUGCUGUUACAGCAACAACAGCAGCAGCAGCAACAGCAGCAACAACAACAGAUGGUGGCACAGCAGCAAUUGGCACCACAGCAGCAUGUUGAGACUCCGUCUGCUGCCGGCGCACUCCGGAUGAUGGGCCAGCAGCAUAAUGCAGCAGCAGUGGGAGUGGCUGGUCCACCCAGAACCCAACAGGAGUUGCUCAUGCUUCAGCAGCAACAGCAGCAGCAGCAGCAACAAAUGCUUCAGCAGCAGCAAAUGCGGAGAGUGGUUGGCGUUCCCCAGCAACAGCAGCAACAGGUUCCGCAGCAGCAUCUCGUCCAGCAGCAAAUUGUUGUGGCUUCUUCACCCUCGCCACAACAACAGCAACAACAGAUGCCCGUGGGAGUGGGCGGCGUGCCGGUGCAGCGUCCACCGCAUGGUUAUAUCCAGACACGCCCCGGACAGCCGCCGAUCCCGAUGCCGCAGUUCUACGGCCACAAUCCGAAUCUCAAGCUGCCCGUCGAUCUCUUUCUGGUGGGCUGCACCUUCUUUAUUGUGGAAUACGACGAAACGGACAGUGACGAGCUGCCCAUAUGGCUGGACACUAUUCGACAGUUCGGCGGGGACAUUGAACGCGUCUACUGCCCCAGAGUGACGCAUGUCAUCUGCCGCACCCAGAGACACGGCGUAGUGAUGCAGGCUUUACGAGAUGCCAAGCGCUGUGUGACCGCCUACUGGCUGAGCGACAUUUGCCUGAAGCGGCAGCUGAUGCCUCCUUGGCAGCCGCUCCAUUUGCCCUUCCCCAGUCAGUUUGGCUAUCGCAAGCCGCUGGAGCGGUACAUUAUCACCUCUGAGGGAUUCGAGGGCGAGGAGAUGGUGAGACUGCAGCAGAUGGCUGAGGAGUGCGGGGCCAUCUACACCUCGUACCUCUCCAAGGUGAACACUGUGGUCGUUUGCAAGCAGCUCGAAGGCAAUAAGUUCAAUGCGGCCAAGGAGUGGAACAUUCCCAUGGUCAAUGCCCUGUGGCUCAGUGAUGUCUGCAUCGGCAAUCUGAGCGGCCUCUCCCAGUACGACAAUCCAAAGUACCAGCAGUACAAUCUCGUGGCUCCGUUUCGCAUCGAAUGCAACUUGGUUGCCCAUCUGCUAACUGCCUGGAAGGCGCCCAUCAAUUUAACUCAGGAGGCUCACGAGCGCGUUAAGCGUCAUUUAUCCGAUCCCUAUGGCAAUGAACAGAAACUGAAGCGCCAGAAGAUGAACUCUUUCCAGCAGGAGCAGCUGCCCGAACAGAUUGUCUGCCUAGAAUACCCCACAACCACCAAACCCCCGAAGGUGAUAUUCUCUCAGGUCGCUGAUGCUGAAGCCCUCAAAAAGGCUGUGGUAAUCUUGGGUGGAAUUGUUGUGGACAGCCCUGCAGAUGCCACUCACCUGGUGAUGACACGCGAGAGUCGCACCUGCAAACUGAUUCAGGCCUGCUGCCAUGUGGACUAUGUGCUAAAGUCGAGUUGGAUCGUGGAGAGCGCCAAGGCGGGUCGAUUUGUGCCAACUGAUCCGUAUCGUAUACAGCACAUACCAGUCGACGAGAACCUACAGUUCAAUCUGGACACGGUUUUGUGUGCCCCCACGCGCUCCACGCUGUUCGCUGGCAGAUGUUUCCACGUGACACCGGAUGUGUUUCCGGCCCGCGAAGAAAUCAUUCGCAUGAUUGAAUCGUCUGGUGGAAAGGUUGAACCAAAGCGACGCAGCGGUGCCGCUGUAGUUGAAUCCCAUGUUCAGUCGCCCGACUCGUACAUCAUUGUUACCUGCCCCACGGACAUGCAUCUGUGCGCGGAUUUGACGAGGCACGGCAACCCCAAAUGUCACAUUGUCUCCACCGAGUUCGUGAUGAGCUCAAUUCUGAAACAGCAGCUGGAAAUCGAGCCCAAUCUGAUACCUUACUUGUACAAUAACAACAAUGCCAACAGCUGUAACAACAACAAGUCCUAGCAUCGUCGAGUGUUCUGGUUGUUGUAUUAGUGCUAAAACAAAGUAAGUAUCAGGUUUCAGGAUAUAGGUGUAUAAAAUUUAGAAGUUGCAAGUUGUUAAAUAAGUAUAUAAGAGAAGAGAGAGAGAGAGCAUCCAUGUGAGCCACCCCAUCAAAAUAACAUUUGCUGACUAGACUGAUGAUGCAAUUUAUUCGGAACCUGCCUGAGGCCCUGCCCAAUUUCUUAUGAUAUAUACCAUACCAAUAGGAAUCUAGUCGACUGAACUCGUCAACUCAGAGGGCCAUGCAAGAUGGGUUGCACAGCUACAUAUCGUUUAAAUUUCACACCCUUUAUGUACGGAAUCAUUUUUCUAACAUCUCAUCUUAUCUUAUACACAGUAAUUCAUUUUUUUCUUUGGCGUAAGCUGACAUUUUUUUGACAACCAUUUGAAUUAUACGAGUAUAUACGGCAUACGCCAGUAUAACCCUACUCUGAAUUUUUAUUUCUUGAACUUCAAACUCCCUAUGAAUUGUAUAUAAUUUACUUUAAUAGCAAUGAUUGCAAUGAUCUGUAUUUGUUUAUUUUUUUGGAUUAUAUUGAUAUACAUAACUCAGUUCUUGAUGAGAUGUCAUAACCGACCGAUAUGUGUAGGAAUUGUGAGGAUAGAAUGUAAGAAAAGAUCUACCUUAAUUAGCCUAAAGAAGAGUUAUAUAAAAGAAAUCAAUCAAUAUAUUUUUCUGAGGGUUCUUGAACCAGCUAGCUGUAAAAAGUCACACAAAUAUACAUACAAUACAUAUAUAUUUCCCUAGAGUAUACGAAAAUGUUUCACAGAAAUUUAUAUAUUGCUGGCUAUUAGUAUUUUAAGUACUUUUCACUUAGUUAAAGCCAAUAUUUUCUAAACAAAUAAUAUACAAAUGAGAAUAUUCUUAGUUAGGCACUGUACGAAAUCAAUUAAAUAAAAACAA